GCAUCUUCUACUGGCUCAUCGUUGUUCAGCACUGAGAAGACAACAAAUCUUCUACCUAAGGAUGACGACAGUGUUCAAACAGGUCAGACAACGACACCUUCACUUUCCACAGUAACGGGCAGAACAGAAAGUUCUUCUGCCGCUUCUCCAGUAGAUAGAGACUAUACUAGAGGCCAAACCAUUGACAUGUCCACACCAGUCUCGACUGUUGCAGGGUUAUCGUCAUCUGAUAUCGUCAAUGAGACAACACGAUCGCCUGAAGCUACGACGAUUCAAAUAGGCACAGAACCCGAAAUCUCCGGAGAAGGCUCUGCUGCUUUUGCUGACAAGUCAGUUGUGACCAUUGCCACUGCAUUCCCAACAUCUGCUGUCUCUGAUGGUAAACCCAUGAGCCCAUCAACGCUUUCUUCGAUUAUUCCAUCUGUCUCAUCAUCCACAACUCUGCAUGAUGAGUAUGAAGAAAUAAGUACAAGGUUUACAACUGUCGAGUCCAUUGAUGUACUCAGUGAAUCAAGUAUUCAACCUGACACAGCUUCAAAGCUCAUUGUCACAGAUCCAGAAAGUGCUGGACAAACACAUUCUAAUAUUACUGAUGAGUCAAUGAAGACAACAGCAGUUUAUACAACAAUAGGCACAAAGUCAGCUUCAGUCUCAGAAUCAUACACAUCUGAAACAAGUGAUUUGUCAAAAACUGCUGUUACGCCAGCCGUCUUACUCCGUAGCACAGCAAAACCAACAUUGGAAUCUACUGAAACAGAACAAACUUUUACCACAUCCCAUUCUCAAGCAAAAUCUGAAACUUCAUUUGACACGUCAAGCUCAGCCAUAACUGAUGGAAGGACCACAAAUCCAUAUACUAGUGGAUACCCUGAAGAAAUGUCCAGCAAACACAUGGAAUCUCCAACAGGUUCCUCGUUAAUCAGUCCAGAGACCACAACAGCAGAACAAAUUGAUAGCUUUUCAACAGAACUAAGAACUCUCCCCUCAGUUUCAUCUCUUACUGAAAAGCCAGAGAAAAGUGUUGGUGCUACUACAGAAGAUAUGGACGGUUCAGGAACUCCGAGUACAGACUUGUUCACAUCAUCUAUAACCGUUAUUGGUGCAUCGUCCAGUCUCUACAGUAUUGACACAACAACAGUAACAACAUCUCCUGAAUCAGAGUCUGCCUCUGUGAGAACAGAACAAGGUACUUCUGGUGAAAACAUCACUAAGUCUACUGAGACACCCAUCACUAAAACCACGUCUGGCUCUUCUGCUUUCAAUAUUCUGUCCGUCUCGACAUCAAGAAAAGCCGAAACAAGUGACACUUUAAAAACAGACGUUUCUUCAGCUUCAGCGCUCCAGAGCACAGAGGAACCAACAUCAAUGUCAUCUGAAACAUAUCAGACUCUUGCUACAGUGAAGUUGCAGGAAACGUCAGCAGUUCCAGAGGAAAGUUCAAAAUCUCCAAUUACAAGAGAAGAUAGGACAAGUAAACCAACAAGUGAAAUGUCUAGCAGAGACAUUGAAUCUUCAACUGGCUCAUCGUUGUUCAGCACUGAGAAGACAACAAAUGUUCUACCUAAGGAUGACGACAGUGUUCAAACAGGUCAGACAACGACACCUUCACUUUCCACAGUAACGGGCAGAACAGAAAGUUCUUCUGCCGCUUCUCCAGUAGAUAGAGACUAUACUAGAGGCCAAACCAUUGACAUGUCCACACCAGUAUCGACUGUUGCAGGGUUAUCGUCAUCUGAUAUCGUCAAUGAGACAACACGAUCGCCUGAAGCUAUGACGAUUCAAAUAGGCACAGAACCCGAAACCUCCGGAGAAGGAUCUGCUGCUUUUGCUGACAAGUCAGUUGUGACCAUUGCCACUGCAUUCCCAACAUCUGCUGUGUCUGAUGGUAAACCCAUGAACCCAUCAAUGCUUUCUUCGAUUAUUCCAUCUGUCUCAUCAUCCACAACUCUGCAUGAUGAGUUUGAAGAAAUGAGUACAAGGUUUACAACUGUCGAGUCCAUUGAUGUACUCAGUGAAUCAAGUAUUCAACCUGACGCAGCUUCAAAGCUCAUUGUCACUGAUGAGUCAAUGAAGACAACAGCAGUUUAUACAACAAUAGGCACAAAGUCAGCUUCAGUCUCAGAAUCAUACACAUCUGAAACAAGUGAUGUGUCAAAAACUGCUGUCACGCCAGCCGUCUUACUCCGCAGCACAGCAAAACCAACAUUGGAAUCUACUGAAACAGAACAAACUUUUACCACAUCCCAUUCUCAAGCAAAAUCUGAAACUUCAUUUGACACGUCAAGCUCAGCCAUAACUGAUGGAAGGACCACAAAUCCAUAUACUAGUGGAUACCCUGAAGAAAUGUCCAGCAAACACAUGGAAUCUCCAACAGGUUCCUCGUUAAUCAGUCCAGAGACCACAACAGCAGAACAAAUUGAUAGCUUUUCAACAGAACUAAGAACUCUCCCCUCAGUUUCAUCUCUUACUGAAAAGCCAGAGAAAAGUGUUGGUGCUACUACAGAAGAUAUGGACGGUUCAGGAACUCCGAGUACAGACUUGUUCACAUCAUCUAUAACCGUUAUUGGUGCAUCGUACAGUCUCUACAGUAUUGACACAACAACAGUAACAACAUCUCCUCAAUCAGAGUCUGCCUCUGUGAGAACAGAACAAGGUACUUCUGGUGAAAACAUCACUAAGUCUACUGAGACACCCAUCACUAAAACCACGUCUGGCUCUUCUGCUUUCAAUAUUCUGUCCGUCUCGACAUCAAGAAAAGCCGAAACAAGUGACACUUCAAAAACAGACGUUUCUUCAGCUUCAGCGCUCCAGAGCACAGAGGAACCAACAUCAAUGUCAUCUGAAACAUAUCAGACUCUUGCUACAGUGAAGUUGCAGGAAACGUCAGCAGUUCCAGAGGAAAGUUCAAAAUCUCCAAUUACAAGAGAAGAUAGGACAAGUAAACCAACAAGUGAAAUGUCUAGCAGAGACAUUGCAUCUUCUACUGGCUCAUCGUUGUUCAGCACUGAGAAGACAACAAAUCUUCUACCUAAGGAUGACGACAGUGUUCAAACAGGUCAGACAACCACACCUUCACUUUCCACAGUAACGGGCAGAACAGAAAGUUCUUCUGCCGCUUCUCCAGUAGAUAGAGACUAUACUAGAGGCCAAACCAUUGACAUGUCCACACCAGUAUCGACUGUUGCAGGGUUAUCGUCAUCUGAUAUCGUCAAUGAGACAACACGAUCGCCUGAAGCUAUGACGAUUCAAAUAGGCACAGAACCCGAAACCUCCGGAGAAGGCUCUGCUGCUUUUGCUGACAAGUCAGUUGUGACCAUUGCCACUGCAUUCCCAACAUCUGCUGUCUCUGAUGCUAAACCCAUGAGCCCAUCAACGCUUUUCUUCGAUUAUUCCAUCUGUCUCAUCAUCCACAACUCUGCAUGAUGAGUAUGAAGAAAUGAGUACAAGGUUUACAACUGUCGAGUCCAUUGAUGUACUCAGUGAAUCAAGUAUUCAACCUGACGCAGCUUCAAAGCUCAUUGUCACUGAU
Messenger RNA from Xiphophorus couchianus (Monterrey platyfish), 3529 nucleotides. Its product is annotated as mucin-12-like. Bases 187 to 3423 code for a protein of 1078 amino acids. The transcript has a single exon. NCBI's taxonomy places the organism in Eukaryota, Metazoa, Chordata, Actinopteri, Cyprinodontiformes, Poeciliidae. The record is from RefSeq and is a predicted model, not a curated record.